This is a messenger RNA of Anneissia japonica, 3879 nucleotides long. RefSeq names its product beta-1-syntrophin-like. Gene Ontology annotation, cellular component: intracellular anatomical structure; dystrophin-associated glycoprotein complex. NCBI's taxonomy places the organism in Eukaryota, Metazoa, Echinodermata, Crinoidea, Comatulida, Comatulidae. The record is from RefSeq and is a predicted model, not a curated record. Gene Ontology annotation, molecular function: protein binding; structural molecule activity.
UGAAAUACCUGCGGGAAGUUACGCCGUAUUUCAGGCGGAGUACUAUUAUCGGAGAAGUAGGAUGGGAGAACACAUCACCUUACGUCAUCAAGGAGCCCGGUGCAAAUCCCCGUGCCACUCGUAAUAAUUGGACCGAAAUGAAAACAAUACCAUUAAAGCUUUCAUACGUUACAACAAACUUGACAAUGCCCGACCCAGAACAUAGAACGAUCGAAUUACAUUCCCCAGAUGGUCGUAGCUCUUGUAUCCUGCGUUGUAAAGACAAUCAAAGUGCCACCGAGUGGUGCACUGCCAUCCAGGCGAAUGUUUCUCUCUUAAACUGCAAUGCGAUAUCAGAAGCGAACGCGUUGCUGAGAACAUUACCUGGAGAAUUAGAAGUACAUCACAUGGGAUGGUUAAGUGAGCAGCAAAGUCACUCAGAUUCAAGGGGAGGAAUAUGGAAGGCAAUCUUCAUGGCGAUAUCCGAUUGGAAUGUCCUUAUGUAUGACAACGUACCCUUUACGAAAGAUGAGUGGCUGAAGCCUUACAGAUCCCUGCCAUUGAUCUCAACCAGAUUACUGUAUUCUGGCAAUCCAAAAGGAAUGACAAGUAGUAAAGGGGGUGCGGAACUAACGUUUGGUACAAGGACAGGUACACCAGAUGGGAUCGAAGCUCACCUGUUCAAAGUAGAUAUGAGGCGUGACCUGGCUAUGUGGACCAGACAAUUUGUACAAGGAGCACACCAUGCUGCAGUAGCCAAGAAAGAGAUCAGUUGUUCUGUUAAGUGGCAGGGAAGAGAUGCAAAGCUGGUAAUUCAUUAUGAGAAUGGUUUUACAUUGACAACAAAUCAGAAUGGAAACAAGCCUCAAGUGAUGUGGUACUACCCAUUUGAUAAGUUACGCUUUUCUUCUGAUGAUGGCCAGAAAUUCCUGCUGCUGGAUUUCGGAGCAAAUGAAGGGGAAUUUGAGCUUGACAUCCAGGAAUGUCCCAAGCCAACUGUAUUUAUCCUGCAUACAUUUUUGAGUGCAAAGGUCACAAGAAUGGGUCUUUUUGCAUGACAUGUUUCCAAAGAGUUUAAAAUCAUUGAAGCAGUAUUGUGAGCAGAAUCAGAAUAGGGUUUCUUAAAUAAGGAAGUUUCAUAGUUAUGUGUACAUAAAUGAAUUAUAUAAAUAAAUGCAUUAAACUGUAUAUUAAUUAUGUAUAUAUGUAUAAAAAUACAAUUUGCAUGCAUUUUGAUGGAUACACAAAGUACAUUCAAAUGUGUUCUAGUAGAUGACACUACUUUUAUAGGUAAUUUGGACUUUAAGAUGAAAUAUAGAUUGAAAUUGUAAUGUGUACAUUAAUUACAAAUACUGGAGGCAUUAAAAUUAGCAUUACUUUGACCACAUAAAAACAGUUACAUGUUGUUCUAAAAUGGAAAAUAACUUGAACAUAGAUGCUUAAGAGGAAAUUAAUGUUAAACAAAACAUUCAUAAUGCUAUUUAGGAAUUGACUUGAAACAUUCAGAUCUCCCUCUAAUUAAAGACAACCUCCUAUUAAAGACCACUUUUGCAUUAACAUAUUAGAGUAUUAUUUCACCAUUAGAGGGCAGUAUAAUAUGGAAAAGUAAAUUACUACUAGGCAGUAAGUAGUAUCAGUGGUGUUUAGUUUAAUUUUGGAGGAGUAUUUUUUAUAAUAAUGAAAAUUUUAACUAGGAUUUCAUAAUGUUUAUUAUUACUAACAUAAACGAAGAAUAAAAUAAAGACAAAUUCUGAUAUUUGCCAGUUAUGUACAAUGCAAAUUUGACCAAAUAAAAGACCAACUUUUGUUGCAGUUUGACAUGGAUUAGUUUUAUUCAUGACUUCUCAAUAAUGUUGACAUCGUAACAUUAUCACAGGGUCCAAUUAAAUGAAUUACAUGAGAUAUUACAUGAGGGUGACUUUGGUAUAUAGAAACCUACACAUGUGAUAAUGCUUAUACAGUAUAACUAACUGCCGUAUGGAGACAGUUUCCCUAUUGAUGGAUAUAAAUUUUUCGUAAAAGAUAUUGGUAUUAUUAUUUUUGGUAUUAUUAUUACAGUUGAACCUCUCUGGAUGACCACCUCUGUUAAGCAACCACUUGCCAAAAACCUGUUUAGUUCCCUGUUCACUUACUGCAUCUGGUACCUCUUGUACCCAUAUUCCGUAGGCGACCCAGACCACUUAUGAACUUAAAAAAUUGGAUUUGGCUGGUAUUUCACCUGUGGUAAGUGACCAUCCCAGAGGUCAAGAACUUUACAUGCAGGUGAUUGCUAAAGCCUAUUAAAAUAGUAAUAUGAGGAUAUAUUGAUUAUUUUCCGACAUCACAUUAAGUUUGGGGCUCAUGGUGGUGUGAGUCUUGUAAGCAAACAUAAGCAACCAAUCAACUGUAUCAAUUGUUAUCAGUGUAUUAGAUAGAAUACCUACUUUUGUAUUAUUAUUAUAUCAUUUAUUUUAAUCAUAUAUUAUCAUAUAUAUGUUAGGUUGAUUUGCUUUUGUAAAUUUGCUUCAGAAGUAUUUUAAAGCUACAAUAAAAACAGUAUUACAUGCAUGCAAUAUGUGUAUAAGAAGUUAUAAACUGCCCAGUAUCAUUUAUGUGACAGUGAUGUAUGCCUAAAUUCUACAUACAGUAUUCAUUUUAAUUAUUAGUUUUGAUGCAGGCAUCUGGCUUAAUGAGCUUUGUUAACAGAUCCUUUUGUAAGCAGGGGUGGCGUCAGGAUUUGCCCAACAGAGGAGCCGAUUUUCCCGACAAAAAAAAGUGGGCGUGGUCAGGCGCCACUCAAAGUCUUUUGAAAGUGAUCCAAAAAUACAUUUACAUAUACAUUUUAUUUCUCCCGACGGGGGCCCUGGAGUCCCCCCUCCCCCUUCAGCUGGCGCCACCCCUGUUUGUAAGCUCAAAUAGUUUCAUCUGGUUUCUGGAUGUAUGAACAUGGAAAAAUUCUUGUAAGUAAACCAAUAAUAUACAUACUGUUUGUGAUAUUUUGAUUCGUCAUCAACGGACAAUUACUGGUUUGCUAGUUGGUUGCUUUCUAAUAUUUACAACCAGCUUAUCAGUUUUGAAACUACUGGGAGAGGGCGGCCCACAACAUAGAGAAACGUCAACAUAAUUUUAUAGUACUGUAGUGGAAAGAUGCAAACAUUCUGAAUUCUGAACAUUCGAUUAGAUUCCAGGUAAUUUGUGUAUGCCCACAGGUUAGAGUUCGUUUUUGUUUUCAGGAACUCCCUAUAACUUGCAGGAUAUUUAACACCACCCAUAUUAUUAAGAAUACUGAGAGUUUUAUGUGUGUGAUUCACUCGAUUAUUCCAAUAAUCCAGUUCAGUCAAAUCAUUUAAAUCUGUUUAGUGUCUGAAGAUAUUAAAUUCAUUUUAUAGACUUUCAAAUAUUGCCAAAGCUCAAGUUCAAUUUUAUAUUUUCAAACACACACUUACAGAAAUAGUCAUUUUUUGUUCAUCUAAGUUUUGAUAGACAUAUGGCUUAAUAAUGUGCAAUCAUUAAUAUAUUAAGCAUUCACUGUUUUACCAUAAUGCAUUUCUAAUGUCCCAACAGGAAAUAUGUAUUGCAAAAAUGUGAUAUUGUGUUGUUGAGCAACUAUCUAAGAAAAUGUGAAGAAGAUUUAAUAAAAUUCAGUUGAUAUUAUAAUGAAUGCGUAAAUUAUAGUAAUUAUAUUGUUGAAAUGAUAUUUCCAUACAUAUUAUUUUGAACUUUUUAUGUAAAAGACCAUUAGAAAGAGAUGUCGAUAUUGGGUUUGUUGAACCUGUAGCACUCAUACUAUGCAAGUACAGGCAGUUUAACAGGAUCUUCAUAUGGCUGUCUCUUGGACAGGAUCUCAUGUAACUUAUAUUGUAAACUCAAAUAAUGUGAUUGUUUUAAAUGAUCUAUAAUAAAAGUAAAAAGAGCAUGGAA